Daldinia childiae is the source of this 771-nucleotide messenger RNA. RefSeq names its product RNA polymerase II subunit A C-terminal domain phosphatase ssu-72. The transcript is spliced from 2 exons. Gene Ontology annotation, cellular component: nucleus; mRNA cleavage and polyadenylation specificity factor complex. Gene Ontology annotation, biological process: termination of RNA polymerase II transcription. Gene Ontology annotation, molecular function: RNA polymerase II CTD heptapeptide repeat phosphatase activity. The record is from RefSeq and is a predicted model, not a curated record. NCBI's taxonomy places the organism in Eukaryota, Fungi, Ascomycota, Sordariomycetes, Xylariales, Hypoxylaceae. Bases 1 to 771 code for a protein of 256 amino acids.
AUGGAGGCAACAAAUGGAACAUCCGCACCCGCUGCCCCGGCUAAUGGUGAGCGGGAGGACCCGGGGGGAUUCAAGCUGAAGUUCUGCACAGUCUGUGCCAGCAACCAGAACAGAUCCAUGGAAGCGCAUCUUCGGUUGUCACAGGCUCACUACCCAGUCAUCUCCUUUGGUACAGGAUCUCUAGUUCGACUACCCGGACCUUCAAUAACACAGCCCAAUGUCUACCAAUUCAACAAGGUGUCAUACGACGCCAUGUAUAAGGAACUCCACGAGAAAGAUCCCCGGUUAUAUACCGCCAACGGCCUACUCAACAUGCUCGGUAGAAAUAGACAAGUGAAGUGGGGUCCGGAACGAUGGCAAGAUUGGCAAGUAGGUAUUCCUAGAACUGAGCACACCUCGGACCGAGGAAGCGAAGGGACAGAAGGCGGCGUGGUAGACGUAGUAAUCACCUGCGAGGAGAGAUGCUGGGAUGCCGUCAUUGACGACCUUCUGAAUAGAGGGUCCCCUCUAAACAGACCCGUUCAUGUUAUCAACGUCGAUAUCAAGGAUAAUCAUGAGGAAGCUUCUAUCGGUGGGCGAGGCAUUCUCGACCUUGCCGACUCGUUAAACAAUGCUGCGAAGGAGGAACGCGAGUCUAUUGGACCUGCCGCGUUCGAUAUGGCGAGUGCAGCUAGCAGAGCCUCUUUUGAUGAACGAGUACCGGAGAUCAUCGGGGAAUGGCAGGAGAGGUGGCCAAAUCUGCCUGCGACGUGGACGUUGGCUUGGUUUUAG